GCUGUUGGCGUGCGGGAGCGAGCGGCAGCGGGCGGGCGGCGGGGCCGCGCCCGGCGAUGAGGCACGAAGCGCCCAUGCAGAUGGCAUCCGUUCAAGAUUCCCGAUAUGGCCAGAAAGAUACAUCUGACCAGAACUUUGAUUACAUGUUCAAACUGCUCAUUAUCGGCAACAGCAGUGUUGGAAAAACCUCCUUUUUGUUCCGAUACGCUGAUGAUUCCUUUACAUCUGCAUUUGUAAGCACGGUUGGGAUCGAUUUCAAAGUAAAAACCGUUUUCAAAAAUGAAAAAAGAAUUAAGCUACAGAUUUGGGACACAGCAGGACAGGAGAGGUACAGAACAAUUACCACAGCUUACUACCGGGGUGCAAUGGGCUUCAUAUUAAUGUAUGACAUCACAAAUGAAGACUCUUUCAAUGCUGUGCAGGAUUGGUCAACUCAAAUCAAAACAUACUCUUGGGAUAAUGCCCAGGUUAUUUUGGUUGGCAACAAAUGCGACAUGGAGGAUGAACGGGUAAUCUUCACUGAGAGGGGAAAACAUUUAGCGGAGCAACUUGGAUUUGAAUUUUUUGAAACAAGUGCCAAGGAAAACAUUAAUGUCAAGCAGACGUUUGAGCGACUGGUGGAUAUCAUCUGUGACAAAAUGUCAGAAAGUCUGGAGACAAAUCCCACCAUUGCUGCCAGCAACCAGAACACACAGCUAAAGGACACCCCUCCUCCACAGCAGCCCAACUGCAGCUGCUAAUGCAACUACCAGCAAAGGCAGCUCCAGUGUGUUCUAUUGCCAACAGAGUACUUAUGAAUGGUCUAUAUGCCUUUAUUCAUACUGUCUUAUUAAUUUAUUUGGAAGAACAGUCUUGUUUUACAUCAGCUGCUCAGAUAUGCAUAUGGGGAUGGAGCAGUUUUUAGUCUGAAAGGAUGAUCCAUAUUUUAGAACCUGGCUUUUGCAUGCAGGGUGUAUAUUAACUUCGCUUUUCUUUUUACUAUUUUGUGUCACACUUCAGCUGUUGCCAUGUCCUCAGAUCAUGUUUGCCUAUAAUUGUCUCUUGCUUCAUUGGUUUCAAGUUAUAUAGCUGAAUUUUUAGGGUAGUGGUCAGGGUUUUGACUUAGCUUCCUGAUGCCACUUGUGUAUUUUCCUGACUUAAAAUGAAUUUAGAAGUAUUCCUGUAGUGAGCAAAUCCCUCAUUCUGCCAGAUCACUUGUACAAGGGAGCACAUUGCUUUGGAAAAUCCACACUCACUAUGCUACACAUCCUGGCUGACUGAAAACUGCAGAAAUCAGAAGAAAGUUAGGUCCUGGGCCCAAAGCCAUAAAAAUUCCCAAAUUUUCAUCAACAAUUUCCAACUGGAUGUGGAUAUUCAGUCCAGAGUCUCAGAGAUAUCAGGUACUUCAUCCUGUUUGGAUAGCUAGUGUAUUUCCUUUUACAUAGCAGCUGCAUGUCUAACUAACAAUUUUCUGAAACCGGACUUAAUUUCUCAUUCCAUCAUUAUGGAGAUCCCAGUCUUGCCUACCGCUGCAGCAGAAGGCUAUUUAGCUCUCUCCAUGUCUGCCUGCAUGAGACAUUAAGCACACAGUCCUAUAUUAUGUCUGACAGAGCCAAAUCCAUUGUGUUUGGUUGUUCACAGCCAAAAUCUGCCCUGUCACAUUGCUGUCAAACCUGCAUGCUUCAGUUUUCAGAAAUUUCAUUUCCCAUUCAGUCACUGAGACAGCUACCACCACAGUGGCUAUAAAUGUCUGUAUUUUACUCAGACCUACUGCAGAAAUGCUGAUGGUGUCAAUGGUGUCAAUGAACUGAAGUUUGACCUGAUUUUUUUCCAUUCAUUUUGGCAAGAGAAUUAGGAUUUUUAAAACUUUAGGAGUAAUAAAAAAUUGUCAACAUUUCUAAUCUUGGGCUUAAUGCAUUGAAAAUAUCAGCAAAAAACUGUGAAGAUAGCAGAAUAAAGUAUGCAAAUUCUUUUAUGUUAAAGUGUUAAAAUAGUUAUAUUUUACAGUUUUUACUCCUCUAGUAAUUGGUGGAAGUUUCUUACAUCCAUAUCCUGAAGUACAUUGCAAAACUGCUUUACCUGCAUCAUGGUGACCUUUUUUUAACUAAACAGCAUAACUGAAGAAGCCCUGAUUAUUUUAUUUUUCCCGUUAGACAGAAAUUAAGACAAGGCUGAUUUUUUUUUUUAACUGUCAGCAGUGGGAAAAAUCUGAAAAAUACAAUAAAAGGAAGUAACAUAUAGUACACUGAAUGACUCACAACUGCAAAGAAAUCCUUCUUUACAGUUUAUGUUUUUUGAACGUAACUUAUGGAACUCCUGAUACACAAUAAAAUAAAAUGGCUGCUUUUAAAAAAUUGAUUAAAUAAUCUAAAUACACUUCAACACAAUAAAAGUUACUUCCAAACUACAAGGCAUAUAGACACAUGUAAAGAGGAUAUGCCAGGAGCUGCCUAAUUUUAAUUAAUCUAGGCUGUCUUCAGUCUAGGUUUUUAAACCAUGUCUGUCCUGUUAGCUAGUUUAUUUCAAGCAGUUUUCCCCCUAGUAGACAUGGAGACUGAUUUACCUCCGUGAAGAGAAAGCACCCUCCUUUUUAGAGUGGAGGACCAGCCAGGUGGAAGAGGCAUGUGCUAUCCAAACAAUGAUCCUUUCUCUCUCCAGGGUGGUUUCUUUUCCGCUCCCCCAUUUAAGACAGCAUGUUGCUAAGUGUGCUGAGAGACUUUCCCUAGUACAUUUUCACACCCUAGGUGCCAGCUGAUUGGAAAAAACAGAAGCAGUACAAAGUUGAGCAAGCUUCAUCUGAGAUGGCUGCUGGGAAGUUUUCCAUGUGUUUCUUGUUAUGUCAGUGAUUCCUGCUUGAGAAGAAGGGGCAGAAAAGCCUUGAGACAGAAUUCAGCUUCAGCUCUCAAGUUCUUUAGAUGAGUCUUAGGUUGUAUUAUUAGCCUGAAGCAUCUCAGGCAAGGAGGGGAGAGACAUAAUCGAGUUGUCAAGGAUUUUGGGCAUGUCCUGAAACAUGCAGCUUGGCAAGAAGUGCAGGUAUUCUUCCACCUUUGCUCUGAGAUGUUUGAUGUGAAAUUGUCAUCUCCUGUGCACAGUGCAAUCAGGAAAAAAGACUUCAAGGUGUCCCUUGCUGCAGUCACACUUUGCUUGUAUUCCAUUGCAAUGAACUUAAGACCCUCUCUGCCUGGCUUUGACUGUUUAGACUUGGUGGUAGAAAUACAUUAUUAGCAUAUAUCUUUUCAAACAAAUUGAGAGAAAGAUAAAGAAUUCUGUAUGUAAAUGGGAUUAAUUAAUUGCUUUUCAUUUUGCAUCAGGAGUCUGGGCAGAAGAGUAACAGCAAAAUCUAAGGAGAACUGCUUCAAGUUUCUGAGGCAGCUAACCUGCUAGGCCUCCACAUAUAUUUGGCCUUCUGCAUGAGAUGGGGUGGCUGGGGGAAGCAGCUGUCAGAGUGGUGUUGUUCCUUAGAGUCCUAAAAAUGUGUUAAAAUGAAAAGGCUUAUCUGAAAUACAGCAGCAAAGAAUGAGUCCGUAUCUAAAAUCUCCUCAAAACUUUGUACUAACACUCAGACAUUGUCAUGGAGUUAAGAGUUAGCUUAAUUUUUUCAAUGUUCAAAUAAAACACUCGGAGUUUUUCAAGAUGAGACUCAGCCCUCUCAGUUGACACUGUUUUGAGUAGAAGUUUGGAAAGGAUGGCCUGCUGUUGUCCCAUCAAACCAGAUUUACCAUAUCACGACUUUCUCUGAAAUUGAAAAGGUGUGGAAAUUCAAGCAGGCUUUUUCUUUCAGAUGGGGUUAUGUCUCAAUCUGGUUCAGUUCCUCUUGACUUACAGGAAAGAACUGCAGUUUUCUUAAAUUCAGGUAGGCUGAACAUUUUUGAAGAACCUGUUGCAACUUGAUCAAGGGCCUAAAUUUAAAUUAUCAAUGCCUUGUUCUUCACAUAUAUCCAGUAGUCACUGAUUAUGAGUUCCUGGAGGAGACAAGCUAGUUUUGGUUAGAUCCCUGAUCUAACCAGUGGUGUGGCACAAUUCCUCCAAGUACCAGGCUACAAAGCACUGUAUUUUGUGAUGGAACAUGGGAGGGCUCAGAUGAAAACUGGGAUAGCAGAAACAAAACUAUUUUCAGCCUCAUUACAAGUGAAAAAGUUCUUGCACACCUUUCAUUAAUUUGUGGUACUUUCAACAUAGAAAUAAGACUGAAUGUCACAGCAAAUCAUUGGUCCAGCCAUAGAUACCCCCUUCAGCAGAGAUUUAUCCACUUGGUGAGAUACAGCAGUUAUUAUACAGAGUAUAUUAAAUUUCUGAGAGAUGAGAUGCCUUUGGGCAGAGAAUCCUGAGCUACAUAGUGCCAGCUGAAGCUAAACUAAUACUACACAAUCCUUUUUCCGAGUUAUGAUCUAGACUAAAGCUUAUAGCAGCAAGCUAAUCCUGUGCAUGGGCCAUGCACCAGCCUUAUCAUGCUCUGACAAUGUGCUGCUUUCUGCACCUUCAAGCUACUGGUCAGAAAAUACCUUGGGAGCACCCAGGAACAUGGGGAUUGUCUGGUUCCUGUGGUGCCUCUGGCAGCAACCUGCCGAACAGCUAGCCAGCCCUGCGGGGUUGAACAUUCAGAUGCAUGUUUUUGAUUCUUUUAAGAGUUCAUGUUCACAAGUUACAAGUGCAACUGACUAAAUACUGUGUCUGUUACUUUUGGUGGUGGUGGUUAGUUUAUUUAGACUUGUUCAUUUGGUGUUUUAAAUAUCAACUAGCCUAAUUUUCUCACAGAAAAUACUCUUUCUCUCUGAACAGCUGUGUAAGUGACUGUUAGCUGGAAUUGUUUGUUCCUUUGUACUUUUACUUAAUGCAUUAUCUAGAGAAAUUACCUGAACAACUACAUCUAUGUGGCCUUUUCCAGAGCACCAGUUUGAAAGAUUAAAUUUUCUUCCCAGUCUGUCAGCUCAACUGUACCACCUGCAUCUUCUUUAUUUUAGAAAUUAAGUAUUAUUUCAGGAUACACAAAAUUUGCUGGAGUUUGAUCCUAACUUCGAGAAUGCAUUAAAUUUGCCAUUUGUAGGGGGAAAAAAAGUAGCAAAAAUUCUACAUUUGGUGGUUAUGCAUUUGUUUAUUUGGAUCAGACAAAUAAUGUUGCUAUCGCAUUCCAAGAGAAAACCCCAUACAAACUCCACCCUUACCAAGAUACUGUUUCCUAUAUUUUUUUUUUAUAGAAGUAAGUUUUAUUAUUUACAUUUUUGCAGGCAUAAACUAAAUUUCAGUUCUGAUUAGAGCCUGAUUCCUCCUUGGCCUGUUUCAUAUAAACUUACAAUGUAUAAGCCUAGUUCUUUAGCAUGACAGAUUCAGCAAUGUGAGACCAUGAAUUUGAAGCCUCAUAGAUACAUCCUCAGGGGGAUUAGCAACAAAUCUUCACUUAUACCAACAGGGGAAUAAGUUGUGUUAAUUUUCCCAUUGAUCCAUACAUUCUGACUCCAGAUUCUCCAAGGUUGAUCACUUUUCCAGUCUCAUUUAAAAAGGCAAAAUAUUUCAAAUAGUUGAAUGAACCCUACCUGUUUUAUUUAUGGGUAAAUGUACUUCACCUUUGCAAAUUAAGUUUUCUUUUAUUUUUCCUUUUGUUUGUCCAUGGGUGUUCAGUGAAGCAGAAUUUGUGACUACACACAUAUUAUAUGCAUACAUAUAGAGUAAUACACCUUUGAUCGUCAUUCAUUUCCCACUGUUACCUGUUUAUAUUCAGUGCCACUUUUCCCAAAUUUAUCCUUAAAUUGUCAUUACUGCUGGAAAUCAAAUGUGUUACAUUUGAAGACCAUAAGUUUAUCAACUGUGGUUCCAGCAGAGGUAUAUGGCUUGUCAUUUGUACAAUAAGGUACUUGGUAUCUGAUCUGGGGGGAAACAAAAGUCCUGAUUUCCCCAUAACUUCACAUUCACCUAUAACACAGUAAGUGAAGGUUAGAUAGACAUUGUUUACCACUUCUGGUGAUAAAUUUCCUCAAGUAAUUCUGACAUGUACCUGCAACUAGUGAUAUAUGAAAUGUUUGUGCUGUAACUCCUGUUCGGUAUUUUGUCAGUAAUGUCAGAUGUGUUGUGACUCAGUUGGACCGUCACAAUGUGUAACUUAUAUACUAGCAUUCGUGUAUUUCAAAUGUCUUACAUGUUGCAUGAAAAAAUGUUAUAAAAAUAGAUAUUUUUUCUAUUUUUGAAUACCUCAAGACUGAGGAAUCAUGGGCCAAUAAGUGCAAUAUUUAAUUACUUACUCAGUGUAUAUAAACUUGUGUGAAAGGGAGAAGCAUCAUGUAUGUGUGAUAAGCUGUUGAUGAUGCCUGUGUGGCUUAACAUUUCUAGUAAAUGUACACGUCUUGUAGAAAUAUUAUAUAGUAAACACUUUACCAGUGUAGUGUAAGAAUAUUCUUAAGUAACUUAAGCUAUUUUUCAUAUAUGAAACUAUGGUUAAAGAUAUUUGUAUGUUUACUGCAAGUGCAUGUCAAUUUUACUUUUAGAGUUCUGAGUGUCCUUUUUUGAGAAUUGUCAUGUUACUCCAACACUAGUGGGACAGGCCUUCCAUCAGAAAAUGCUUUAAACCAUUUAUAAACUGUCGGCCUAUAUUUUUUAAAGCAUGUUCUCUAGAAGCAUUAAAAGAACCUCUUAGAGCUCAGCAUUUAUGAUGAGUUAAUUAUUUAUUCUUAAAGAGUCAGUUACAUGUUCUAUCUGCCUGUACUGCAUAAUAUCAUGUGGACAUGUUUUCUUUAAUCUGAUACAGUUAACUCAUAAUACUUACCUGAAAUUAUAAAUAGGGGUACCCAAUAUUCUUGCAGAUGACUUGUCAGACUUUGGUUGGUGCCCCGGUUUAACAUGUUUGCAAAUGUUUCCUGGACAUGUUUCCAGGUUACAGUCAGCAGCACAGCAGAGUGGAAGGUGACCUUAGCUGGACAGUUUUGACAAUUAAGCUUCUUAACUUCUCUAGAUACAAAAGAUGGAAGAUACCUCCUUAAAGAUACAGACCCACAUUCUUCACUCCAAUUUUACAUGGCCUUUCAAAGUUCAACAUUUCCAGUAUCAGGAAUAAAACUGAGAGGCAAAUGGAAACAAAAUGCAGACCAGAAUCUGACCAUGAAAUUAAAAGGAGACAUCCAAUACUUUAUUUAUUCCUACUUACUUGCAUAAUUCUAAUGGUUUUCUAAGAACAUGAGAAAGACUAUCAGUACUCAGCAACACCCUGAGGUAUAUUUUGAACCUUAAACCCUGAAUCACUGAUCUGCCAUAGGUUCCCAGCUGUGUGCAUAAAGCCUGCAGAAAAGCUCAUUCUGUUAAUUUUUACUAAAUCUCCGGCUUCAAAGGCGUGUGUCAUCUGCAUUGGGAAUUUACUAAACAGAGACAGGCCACUGAGUCUGGGGCAUGGGGAAGAAUUGGGGAAUUGAUUUUGCCAGACAAUUUUCCUAAAAAAAGCCCAUAUAUUCAUUGGUACCACGCUAAAGGAUACAUAAGUAUGUUUUUUAUUUUAUCUGAUGCAUUUUUGUGACAAUAUAGGAGGUUUAAUAAGUUAUGGUUUUUUGUUGUUUUGUUUUGGUUUUUUUUUUUAAUUUGCUUGAUCUGGAAAACAAUUAAAUUCUAAGGCUUACUAGAAACCAGUAUCAAGGGUUUCCUUUCUGAUGUCAUCAAAUACAUUCUCUGAGAAAGCAAAGUAGACAAAUUGCAUUAAGUAGCACAUGACAGUAUUUGCAAUGAUCUGAAAAGUCCUUAAAAAAUUUUUUUUGUACCUAAAGCCAUUAGAACUUCUGCAAAAUUAUAUACACCAGAGUGAAAUGAAAAUGUAUGUAGAUAGAAAUUUGGGAUUGCUUAAUAUAAAAAAGAAAAUUCUUGGCAUCAUUGUUGCUGAGCAACAAAGAGUCAGAACAUGACGUACCACUAAAAUGGAAAUGUGCAGCCUGCUACAGGACUCCCUCAACCUUUUCUUGUUAAGUGACCUGACAGUUCAAGGGCUGGCAGUUAAUUUUGCCUAGUUUUUUUAUAAUUACACACAGGCAUGUGAUUACAUGCAUGAACAUAAAUGCUUUCCUUGAUAACAUGUAGCUGUUCUGGUUCUCUCAAACCAACUUGUUUGCUGAACUCUUUUUGAAGAAAAAUUGAAGUAUGUGUUUAGGAUACCUUUGUGAGGGGGUGAGACUCAAUCUGUGCCUUCUCCCCCGACUCUUACUGCAAUAUAGCUACUGUGGUUUUAAAAAAUAUGUUAGCUAAAAUGCUGCUGGGUGAUAAAUUUUGUGAAUCUUCUCCAUAAAUCCAUGGAAGCUCUUGUCUGAAUGUUCAGUACAAGUUUUAUCCACAUGGAGAGUUUAAAUUCUGUGCUGACGUAGCAAUCAUGUGUAUUCCAUUGGAUAUUCUUUUUGUAUGUGACUUCUGUAUACCAAGUGGAUUCAUUUGUUUAAUUUUUUUGCUGAAAGUUUUUUUUUUCUUUUGCAAUUACAAUAAAUAUUCAAGAGACUAUA
Messenger RNA from Haemorhous mexicanus (house finch), 8438 nucleotides. It is a transcript of the gene RAB3C, whose product is annotated as RAB3C, member RAS oncogene family. The transcript is spliced from 5 exons. Gene Ontology annotation, cellular component: synaptic vesicle; plasma membrane; endosome. Lineage: Eukaryota; Metazoa; Chordata; Aves; Passeriformes; Fringillidae. Gene Ontology annotation, molecular function: GTP binding; GTPase activity. The coding region runs from base 57 to 740 and encodes 227 amino acids. The record is from RefSeq and is a predicted model, not a curated record. Gene Ontology annotation, biological process: protein secretion; protein localization to plasma membrane; regulation of exocytosis.